GGCGGAAGUGUCGUUUUAGGUAGGCGCCAGGUAGGCGACGACAGUUCUUUCGCCCGCGAAUCCGUCGGACGAGGAUGAACAGCCGCCUGCAGGAGAUCAGAGAGCGGCAAAAAUUGCGCCGGCAGCUCCUGGCUCAGCAGGUAGAGGCGGCUUGGACACCCGAGUCGAUUAUCUCUAGGCGGCAGCUGUCUUUCGGGAAGCGACGACGGCGCGUGGGUGUUCCCCGGGGUGGGGUGGGGGCAGAGUGGCUUGUCUCCCGUCUCCUAAUGAAUCUCAUAAUUAGCGCACUGCUGUGACGUAAAGCCCGAGUCUCCCCUAGUGGGGAGAGGGGGGUUGCCGUCGCCAUGGAGACGAGGAUGGGAGGUCGAGGGGGCUGUAUAGGAAUAGUUCAGCCUCCUGUCUCUGGGACCUUUGGAGGGGUGGUGUGUUUCCUGGUACAUCUGUUUGGUGGUGUUAUUUAUAAAUAAUGAUGAUGAAUGACGGCGGUGUUUUUAUUGUCUUUAAAGGAGCAAGUAAUUCAGAGUUUCUGUUAACAGUGUGCUUUCCAGGGCUCUUUUUCAAGUGAUAAUACAAUACAGUGGUACCUCGGGUUACAUAUGCUUCAGGUUACAGACUCCACUAACCCAGAAAUAGUUUUGUUGUUGUUUAGUUGUUUAGUCGUGUCUAACUCUUCGUGACCCCAUGGACCAGAGCACACCAGGCACUCCUGUCUUCCACUGCUUCCUGCAGUCUGGUCAAACUCAUGCUGGUAGCUUCGAGAACACUGUCCAACCAUCUCGUCCUCUGUCAUCCCCUUCUCCUUGUGCCCUCCAUCUUUCCCAACAUCAGGGUCUUUUCCAAGGAGUCUUCUCUUCUCAUGAGGUGGCCAAAGUAUUGGAGUCUCAGCUUCAGGAUUUGUCCUUCCAGUGAGCACUCAGGGCUGAUUUCCUUCAGAAUGGAUAGGUUUGAUCUUCUUGCAGUCCAUGGGACUCUCCAGAGUCUCCUCCAGCACCAUAAUUCAAAAGCAUCAAUUCUUCGGCGAUCAGCCUUCUUUAUGGUCCAGCUGUCACUUCCAUACAUCACUACUGGGAAAAUAGUACCUCGGGUUAAGAACUUUGUUUCAGGAUGAGAACAGAAAUCGUGCUUUGGCGGCGCGGCAGCAGCAGGUGGCCCCAUUAGCUAAAGUGGUGCCUCAGGUUAAGAACUGUUUCAGGUUAAGAACGGACCUCCAGAACGAAUUAAGUACUUAACCCGAGGUACCACUGUACAUUGAGAGAGCCUGUGUUGGAAGACAGGCCCCCCCAGCCCGGAGCUCUCCAGGUGUUUUGGGUUGCAGCCAGGCUGGGGAAGGCAGGACUUUAUGGGAGACACUGGUUAAAAACCCUACUCGGGUAUAAAGCUUACUCAGGUGCCCUUGGCUCCAUUACAUACUCGGCACAAACUAUUCAGCGGGUGAAUUCAGUGGGGUUUAAUUAUUCAAACAAAGCCACUACAAAUGGUAAAGUAUGUUAUGUUUAUAUCAAACCUUUCAUCUCUGGCUUCUUCGUUGGGUACUAAGUGUGCUGUUUACGGCGUUCUUCGUUUUUUGCUUUUCUUCCAGCUUGGGGCUGAAAGUGCUGAUAGCAUUGGUGCAGUAUUGAAUAGCAAGGAUGAGCAGAGGGAAAUUGCUGAAACAAGGGAAGCAUGCAGGUUUGUACUAAAAGAGGUUGGUUGCAUUUCUCAUACCGUAAGCAGUUCAGAGGGAGAAGGGAGAUCCUGUCAACUGCUGUGUCACUAAGGAGCUUGAGUUCGUUUUGAUCUUGACUAAUUCAGACUGUUCAGUUUGUCAGCAAAAAGCUGGAAACGCAUUUCAUUGUAAGGGACAAAAGAGUUUGGCAAAUAGUAGUAUAUUAAUCACUGCGGUCUUAUUUGUAAAUGUAUAUAUUGUCUCUAGUAAGCUCUAUAAUAGUGCCUGAAUUUACAGUUUAUCUGGGGUAUGACUUUAGUCAAGCAGGAAUUUCUUUGCACUUCUGAUGUCCAACAUAAUAUGAAAAUAAGCUUAUUCAGGAGUCUUCCCCACUUCUAGAGAGGCUUUUCCUGGCCUGCAGAGUGGAGGUUGGGGAACGUUUAUUUCAUGAACUUCCUUAAGUGAAUUAAUCUUUAAAUCUAUGCCACUGUUUCUCCAGUAAGCUUUAAAUUGGGAGAGUCCUGAUUUGCCAUAGAAGUAAAGAUGGUGCCCUAUUGAAUGAGAUGAGAACCAGAAAUAAGUGAAAUCAAGUUAAUUAAAUGUGUUCUAGACUGUUUUCUUUCACAUUUGCAGGGCCGCUUAUGAUACAUCUGCACCAAAUGCCAAACGCAGAUAUCCAGAUGAGGGAGAAGCUGAUGAAGAAGAAAUAGAAGAAUAUAAGGUUAAAGUGUGUUGCAGUAAUCCCUCUUCUUAUAAUAGCAGCAUAUGUCUGUCAUUCUUUCUAAUGGAGUUAUAUGAAAUGCAGAGGUCUGAAACAUUACUUUGCAAGACAUUAAUAUAAUAAGGUUUGCUUUUUCAAAGCACCUCGACAUUACAUAUUUUAAUAAUUAAGGCCACAAUUUAUACUUUAGUGGUUUUUAAGACUUGAAGAAUUGUCUUUGGAUCUGUUCCUGUUUUAAUACUAUUGCACAAAUAGUUUGAUAGCUAUCUCAAUGGAGAAACCAUUUUGGAGCCUUAAACAGCAUACUACUAUGAUGAUAUACAUAUAGCCAGUCAAUAUCAAAAAGCUUAUCUUUCCUCUUUAGUGAAAUAACAACAACAACAACAAUAACAACAACAACAACAAUAAUAAAAAAUUUUAUUUAUACCCCGCCCUCCCCAGCCGAAGCCGGGCUCAGGGCGGCUAAUAACAAUAAAACAGUACAACACAACACAACACAACACUCUAAAAUAAUUCAUUAUAAAAUUAAUUCAAAUCAAACCAAUGGCAACCAUUGGGCCAGAGCUCCACGAAGAUUGCCAAAGGAGGGAGUCAGGCUGUGCCCUGGCCAAAGGCCUGGUGGAACAACUCUGUCUUGCAGGCCCUGCGGAAAGAUGUCAAGUCCUCCAGGGCCCUAGUCUCUUGUGACAGAGUGUUCCACCAGAUCGGAGCCACAGCCAAAAAAGCCCUGGCUCUAGUUGAGGCCAGCCUAACCUCUCUGUGGCCUGGGACCUUCAAGAUGUUUUUAUUUGAAGACCGUAAGUUUCUCUGUGGGACAUACCAGGAGAGGCGGUCUCGUAGGUACGAGGGUCCUAGGCCCUAUAGGGCUUUAAAGGUUAAAACCAGCACCUUAAACCUGAUCCUGUACUCCACUGGGAGCCAGUGCAGCUGGUAUGGCACCGGGUGAAUGUGAUCUCGCAGCGAGGACCCCGUAAGGAGUCUCGCUGCAGCAUUCUACACCCACUGGAGUUUCUGGGUCUGUCUCAAGGGCAGCCCCAUGUAGAGCGAGUUACAAUAAUCCAGUCUGGAGGUGACCGUCGCGUGGAUCACAGUGGCUAGGUCACAAUAGUGUAAUAUAGGAGAUUGUUUAGUUUGUAAUGUAACUUGUAAGGUGUAAUUGGUUCAGUAAUGACAGAGAGGGGCCUUUCUGGCACCAUUAGAUUUUAUUCUCCCUGCCCCCCCCAAAACAUCUGUCAUUGGAACCACUCUUGAUCUGCUGUUGCAGGAAGCUAAUGUUCAUAGGCAGUCUUCUUUCAUCCAGAAGUGGAAGGAUAAUGAGAAGAGAAACAUCCUGUCUCUACAUUUGUAUAAAAUGUGCUUUCUUCCAAAGGAUGAAGUAGAAUUGCAACAAGAUGAAGAGAACCUGCCCUAUGAAGAGGAAAUUUACAAAGAUUCCAGUACUUUUCUUAAGGUAACCAAUUCAUAUACCUCAGUGUUGCCAUUGUUCUCCUAUCUUACAUCAUAAUUGCAUCUGAAAUAACUGGAAAUACAAAUUUAGGAUUUUAAUUUAGGAUUGUUAUACCUGCGGGUAUAGGGCGGUGUAUAAAUUCAAUAAAUAAAUAAUACUGAAUUAACAAAAGCAUACUCCUAGAUAUACUUUUGACCAGCGUUAAACACUAAAGCUGCAGCAUUCCACAACAUUGAAGCUUCUGUAAUGCACAAUGAUGACAAGGUUGAAAGGUGGCAAAGUUGGUUGCCUAAAAUGGUGGUUAUACUGUUCUAUUUGCUAUAUGCCUCAUGUCAUUAAAAAGGGAUGAGCAGGAUACGCUGUGCAUUAGAACUGAAGCAUGUUAAGAUAAUAGUGAGCGGGGAGAUAAUGGAUCACUUGUCUGCAAGCGAUAUUAAGAUAAUCAAGCCAAACCCUGUGCAUAGUGUUGGGUUCCUUCAUGUGCAAACGGCAUGAUAAAACCAGUGUAUCUCUGAUGUGCAUCAUUUUGCUAAUUAUGUUCUUGGGUGUUUUUCUUCCUAUAGGGGACCCAGAGCUUAAAUCCUCAUAACGAUUAUUGCCAACACUUUGUGGAUACUGGACAUAGGCCUCAGAACUUCAUCAGAGAUGUGGGUAUGUCAGAAUAACAUGAAUGCAUUUAUGAAGUGGUUUUUCAUGUUUGCCAUAUGGUUUCUGCAUGCAAGAGUUGUGGGAGUUUUUAUUCACUAUUAUCCUGAGAAAACAGUAUAUCAGAUGUUUCCAGAUCUGCCUUUGACAGUGUCAGCAAAAUUAGUGGUCUAUGUGAAAGGCUUUAUUAAAUGGUGUUUAGCUGUAUACCAGUUUACUUAUGGUACAGAGAGCAGGGGUGGAGAAGAGGGUGGGAAUCACUGCUUUUUCCUGUCUUGGCUGAAGAAUCCUAUCUCAAAUAUUUGUGAUCUAUCUUCCAAAUGCAAUGGCAUUUCUUUUGCAGAAAUUAUUUUUAUUAUAUGUUUUAAAAGUUUGAAUUCCUCUAAGUAUGUAAUACACAGAAAUCAAAAAUUAGAUUUCAGGUAGCCAUGCCUAAAAGUAAAAAUAGCAGGCUUCAACCAGACAUCUGUAAAAAGACUUUAGACACUUCUUAGCCUGGUUCACAUGUCACAUCAUUUGACUUUUCAGCAUUUAUUGAUGUUUUUAAUUACUUUUUUGUGCAUAUUUUAGUUGAUUCUAUUCUUGUAUGUUGUAUUCUGCUGUAUUAUGAAAGUGUGGAUUAUCACUUCAUAUAUAAAUAAAUGACAUUUCUGGCAGGUUGCCUGGGGGAUGGGAGUAGGAGGACAUAAAAUCAGAGUAUAUCCCUGUUAGUGUAAAUGGGUUGGAUUCUCCUGUGUCCGGCUGACAUGGGGAAAUCUCAAUGUCAUCUCCACAGCUACUGGCAGGGUUGACAUGGUUGUUGGGGAAAGUAGCUGAUAUUGCAUUUACAGAGCAGAGCAGUGUGUGUGUUUCCCUCCUGUUCUAGGCUGGAUUAGUGCAGGGUAUUCUGCCCCAAAAUAUGGCAUUUGUAAUCUAUUCGAAUAUUACAUGCAACGGUGCACUGAAACUACUGGCGUUUGGCAAGGUCAGGUAGAAAUUUGGGUUGUAACACAAAGUGAUUCUAUGCUUGACUAAGUUGUAGCAUCUAGCUCAAGUUCAAUGAAAGGGUUUGUGCCAGAGAGUCUGUGUCAAAUUAAACUUCUUCACUUGUGACCACCUGUUUAUGAAAACGUAAUUCUAUAGCAUAAAAAUGGCAUGUUUUUCUCUUAGGCUUAGCAGACAGGUUUGAAGAAUAUCCAAAGCUUCGAGAGCUUAUCAGACUGAAGGAUGAGCUAAUAUCUAAAUCGAACACUCCUCCUAUGUAAGUACAUUAAAUGAGUUGGAUUCUGUUCUUCAGACUGGCUUAACAUUGGUUAUUGUUAGACUGCUAACUAAACCCCUUUCAGCACCUGUUUAAGAUUUGCAUGUUCUAUUUUUGGGUUGUAUUUAUGAAAUAAGCAAGGUGAACUUCAAAGAUUACUAGGGCUGAUGGGAGUUGUAGUUCAGCAGCAUCUGCAGAGCCAAAGGUCCCCCACCCCAAUGUAGAAUGACAUGAAAAGAGGAUUAGACAAAUGUAUGGUGGAUAAAGCUCUCAGAGGUUGCUAGUCAUGAUGGCAGUAUGCAUCUGAAUACCAGUUGCUGGGAAAGUUGUGUUGCACUUGGAUCCUGCUUUUGGGCUUCCUGUAAGCAUUUGUUAUCUGUUACUCCAGGGAGUAAGACUUGAACCAACAGGUUCAAAUUACAUGAAAAAGACUAACCUGCUAGGAAGAAAUUUAUGCAGUGGAAUACACUGCCUCUUGAAGCAAGUACUUCUUUAUCACAGGUUUUUAAGCAAGCUGGAAGGUCACCAAUCAGGGAUGCUGUAGUAGUGGGCUUCCUGCAUUGACAGGGGGGUUGGGCAGGAUGACCUCUGAGGUUCCUUCCAACUCAUAUGAUUCUGUCCAGUUACCCGUUUUGUAUUAACUGGUGGCUUAAUUCGUGUGUUUAAAUCAGAUUUUCUCCAGGACUAUGGUUGCUUAUGAAAGCUAACCCUCGAUUCUCCCUUCUAUUUGCACUAUGAACCAAUCGUGGUUUGAAACUGGUUAGUAAAAUUGUAUCAAAGAGGAGACUGUUACACUCUAUAAACCAGCUGUAGUAGUAAUCAUUUUUAUGAUUGCUGACAGUGCUUUUUUCAAAAGCUACCUUGCUUGUAGGUUAAUAACUAUCCAAGAAGAUGCCCUAGAAAAUUCUUUGAAGAGAAUUUUAGAGUAAAGUUGGACAUCAGUCUUUUAAAUAGAAUUAAAGUUGUGCUGAUUCAAAAACAACCACAGUGCUCUGAGACUAAUUUUUCAUCUACCUAGGAGUGCAAUUUUGUAGCAACAUUUGUAAAAUUUAAUAGAAUAAUGGCGGCCAGAUCUGAUUUCAGACAUCAGUUUCUAUAUAAUGAGGUGUCUGGUGGUCAACAAUUGUUUGUGGUUUUCCAAAUUUGAAGUGAUUCACUCAAGCCAAGAAUAUUAUAAUUUUUGCAGCUUCACCAUAGGAAUUGGGUUCUCAGAGAGUGCGUGUUACUUUUCAUGUAUGUAAAUAAUAGAUAUUUACUCUGAAAUACCAUUCAUCUGUACAUAUUUUGUUCAUUCCAUGAACAUUGUGUGAACAUUGUGUGAGAUAUGUAUCAUUGUCAGUAACUGCUGAGAAAUUUUCAACUUAAUUGGAAAAUCCUGCACUAAUUCAUCCAAGCAACCUUGUAUUUUGUCUGUGUAUAUAGGUAUUUACAAGCUGACUUGGAGGCUUUUGAUAUGCGUGAACUUAAGUUCAAGUUUGAUGUGAUUCUUUUGGAGCCACCACUGGAAGAAUACUAUAGGGAGACUGGCAUAACAGCUAAUGAGAAGUGCUGGAAUUGGGAUGAAGUGAGUUUGCUUUUUGGAAAAACCUUUACAGGAUGAAUGCUUGUUAUAUUUUUACCUAUCCAUGAGCCUGUUGUGUGUAUUGCUCUAUUUGCUUAAAAUGUUAUUUGUUCUGUCUUUUUUAGAUUAUGAAGCUAGAUAUAGAGGAGCUAGCUUCCCCGCGUUCUUUUGUCUUUCUUUGGUGUGGUUCUGGAGAGGGCCUUGAUCUUGGCAGAAUGGUAAGAUCCUGCUCCAGUACACUGGGCCACAUACUUUCUCAGACCUUAUAGUAUCACUUUGUCUCUGUUUCUUGUCACUUUAAAUGCAGAAUAAUUCUCUUUCUAUUUCCCUAGAUAAUGUGGUGAGGCAGAUAUGAAAUCAAUUAAAUGUUAAUCCUUAUUUUCCUGAUGGGCACCCGUGAAAAAUACCAUGCACUGUUUCAAGAGAUCAUAUUUCUCUUUGUAGCUUUGGUAUCUCUUAAAUUCUUCAGCACUAGGGUGCCUUCUUCUGGCGGUUUUGCUGUGCUUUUGAUUGAAAGAGCGAUGGAGGCACUGGUAUCCUAAAUAUUCUUCUCAUUAAACCCGUAAUGUUUCUCCACUCCACUGCCUACCUUUGCUAACGGAGCUAGCAUGUUCAAUUUUAUGCAUGGUCUUUAAAACAGUCUCUCGUUAUUGUUUUCAUUUAUUGCAGUUUCAGGCAGCCAUUCAUUUCUUAGAAUCACAGGGCAGUAUGCAAAAACAAAACUAUUCCAUACUCAAUAACAUUUCUAAAACACAUUAAAACCGACAGCAUUCAAAUAUACAAUCAGGUUAGCAGAUCAUCACCAGACAUAAAAAUACAGAUCACUCCAGAUACACUCCUACCCCAAAAGCCAAGGCAAAAAAAAAUGCAUCUCGCUCUGACCCUGGAAUGUCAUUUACUGUAGGAGAGAAGCAUAUCUCCAGUGGAAUUGAGCUGCGCAGGCAGGGUGCAACCACAGAGAACGCUGUAUUUUGUGUCACUGCACAACAAGCUUCACUAUGAGAAGGGACUUUCCUGAAGAGGUCAAAACCUAGACCAGUAGAAGUAGGGAGAUGCUCUUCUCCAAGUUUGGGUCCCAGGUUAUUUAAGGCUUUGCACAUUGCCUUGAAUAGGGGUUUUUUAUAGCAAAUUGAUGGUUGGUACACCGUCAAGUUGGUACACCUGAAGAAUCGGUAUUGCAUAAUGGCUCUCAAAGUGUGAGUAUUGUAUAAUGACUCUUACAGGGACAUUCUGCAUCAGCUGCAGCUUCUGAAUCAUCCUUGAGGGUAGAGUGCAUUACAGUAGACUAACUGGGAACUUACCAGGGCAUGGAGAACUGUGGCAGGCUGUCUCAGUCAAGGAAAGGCUACAGGUGGCAAAUCAUUUAUAACUGGAAAUGGACACUACUAGCCAUUGCAGUCAUCUGGACCUCAAGUGACAGAACUGGAUCAAGCAGUACCCGCCCAGCUACAUAACUGCUUCUUCAGCAAAUACAUCCAUAAUAGACCUUCUUCCUAAUUUCAGGACGUGUGAAUCACCCACCAACAGCUUCAGUUUAUUGGCCCUUACACCCAGCCCAUUACUGGUUCAGCACCUGCAUAGCAUUUCCUGAUUCAGAUAGUAUAUAGAGAGAAGAGUUAGAUAUCAUCAGCAUACUGAUGAUAUUAAAAGUACCCCUUCUCACAGUGAGACAUUUGUCACCCACUGGUUCCACUCAGUCAGCCCUUUUUAGCAAGCUGUUGUUAGCCAAGAAUGGCAAGGGUCAAGAGAUGUGGUUGGCCAGACCCCUAAAGUGCCUUGUUCUCAUCCCUGGGCCGCAACAUCUGGCCAGAUAAUCUUUCAAACUGCUAUUAGAGGUUCUAUCCCAGCUAUGGCAUCAACUGCCAAGCAAAUGCAAGUAUUGACAGCUUCAUAGUUGUCAUGGCAGCCAUUGAAGCACUAAGCUGGCUUAGAUUGGUAUACAUGUUGAAAUUCCCCAGUACAAUUGACUGAAAGCUUUCCAGCACUACAUCUGAGACCUUGUUUGGCCAUCUUCCCAUGCCAUACUUCCCUCUGUCAAUAUAGGUAUCUGCGUGCAAUCAUGAACAGGCUUCCAAGGGUGUAUGCCCUUUUAAGCACAAUGGGACUUGCUUCCAAGCAACCAUGCAUAGGAUUGCCCUGUAUGUAUGCUUAGUGUCAUGCCAAUGCAUCUCCACCAUGGUAGCAAAUGUUUAAGCAUACACUCCUUCACAUGAAAUGAUGUGCUGCAUAAAUAAAUAUUUAGUAGAGUUGCUAGAAUAACCACGGUGGAAAUUUCAAGGUGGCUUUUGCUUUAACAAUUGGAAUUUGAUCUGAUUCUGAAAAAUGUACAGGAGAGGAAGAAGCUUUUAGGCAUGCCAGAAGUGAAAUAUCUUAUUCUACUUCUGUGUAUUGUACAUAGUGAUUGUCUAAUUUUAUUCCCCUUUUGUUGAAAUGUUUCAGUGUUUGCGUAAAUGGGGCUAUAGAAGAUGUGAAGACAUCUGUUGGAUUAAAACCAACAAAAACAAUCCUGGGAAGACCAAGACUCUGGACCCUAAGGCUGUCUUUCAAAGAACAAAGGUACGUCUUUGUCUGAAUUUCUUCAUCUCCUCUUAAUUUAGUAGUUCCACAAAAACCACCAGAUAUUCUGUUGUUGAUGGUAGCUGUUGUACUUUUAGGAAAGGAGUUACAGAGCAGCUUACUUCUUUUGCUUUCAAAUGUAAGUUUAUCUGAUAAUGAUUUUAGAAAAUGGGUGACCAAUUUUUAACAUUUGUGGACUCUUAGCUUCAUCUGAGUAAAUAUUGAAAUCCUCUCUUGUCUUCAUCUAACAGCUUCAUGAAGUUCUUUUUGGGAAACUUUUGAAUGCUCUUAUUCAGUCAUUCUUAUUGAAAUGCAGAUCAGAUAGGAUAAGGCGUCUUAGAAAUACUUUACCCUUCUGUCACCCUUCAGGAGAUGAUGGAAGAGGGGGUAGAAUGCCUUGUAUAGUUUUCUUUGUGCUAGUCUGUUGCUAUAGAUGGGAAUGCAGUGUGAUUGACUUUCAUUUUGUCAACUAUUAAGACUCCUACAUUGAAAUGUAAAUAAAAUAUAUUGGUAGUAAGGGGUUCUCUUUUGGUUUUCUCAAGAGCAGUUUGGGAUUGCUAUCACUACCCUACAAUGCUAAAUGCAUUGUAGAACUGGAGCCACACCAGUUCCUUAAGACAACUGUGUUUCUUACUAGAGCAGAUUUCUGGGAUAUUACUUUGCGUUUGAUAGGUUGUCGUUGAGAAGUGAUAGAGCGGAAAAAAUAAGUUAGUGUAGAGUUAAAUUAUUUAAGACUUUCCACCUUUGGAAAAAUGUCAGUAGGAUUACCUGGAGAAAUUUAAGAUGUGCUUAGCAAAAGCCUGAUAGCUGCUUUCCCUAGAUAAAAGCAAUGUUGGGUGGCAGCAAUUGGAGAGUGGUUCAAUAUCCUCUCCUCUCAAAUUGCCUUUUCUUGAGAUUGCUGCUUUUCCUGAAGCAAGCAGUAUCAGGAAUUGGUUGCAUAUGUAUGUAGUUUACUCUAUGACAUUUGUUCUGUUAGUUUUCACCAAACACAUUUUAAGGGCUGUGUCUAACUCAAUAUUUGCAGAGCAUUAUUGCUACACACAAUACUUUAUGUAAAUUGAGAUGGGCUCACUACUGUGGUGAGUUUGCGGUCUGUAAAGAUGAUACAGCGGCUUGGAGAAGGACUGAAGGAAAAGAAGUGAUUGAAUGCAUUCAUUUGCAUAUGGGUGCAAUCUAUUAAGGACUUGAAAGUAUUUGUAGUGCUUUCUCAAACAACUGUAUUUCUUUGUGAUGAAUGACUAAGGUUAUUUACAGCAGCAGCGAAGAGAUUUGUUUAAUUGUAUAACACAAGUUUCUCCAAAAACGAUCCUACCAGCAUUUCCUCACUUGUCUAGUUCAAUCUGAAAUGGUGGGUGGGAGGAGAACGGAGCCUAACUCUUCAUGUUAUACAUUACAUACUGUGGCGAUGAGGGGGAUAGGACCACAAACAUGUUGAUUCUUAAGAAAAAACAAAGAAGUCCACAGUCAGAAAUAUGUUUCUUGUGGCGAAACGAAAAGCACAAAACUUUGAACAAGCUUUUAAGUUAUCCAGAACUCUUCAUCAGGCUAGAUGUUACGCCAAGCUGGAGAGUAGGGUGGGGUGACUUGCUAAAGGAUACCUGGUGACUGGUUGUUGCUAUUAUAGACCUUAUAUGGCAUCUUACAAAGUAAGCUUCUUGAAUUUGUCAUAUUUAAUUGUAUAUUUAGCUUAAAACAGUUUUUGUUAUCCCUGUGUGUGUCUUAAAUUCUGUGGUCACUUACAAGUCUUGAAAUACUCAUGAGAAAUACACGUUGAAAGUAUGAGAAGUUGAUUCAUGUCUACAAUGAAGAUUUACCUAUAUGCUGCUUUUAUGCAAUGUCCCUGAUUAGCGGCUUUAGUGUCCUUGCGUGCCUUUAGUAUUGCUUUGUUGCUUUCAGUACUGAGGUAGAAGCACUAAGACUAGUUUAGAAAAGUUCCUCAUCUGUUUGAACCUCAGGGCUGUUUUACCAGAGACUAAAGUUUUGAGAAUUGCAGUACAUGUCCAAGUGGUCAUUUUUCUUUCUCUGCUUUUUCAAAAUGCGAACCCCUACAGCUUGCGCCAGAGAUCUGGAAAUGAUUAUUCAUUCAUGUCUGCAAUUUUGUGAAAACCAUCUGGUGACUUCAGUAAAUCAGCAUUUUAUGAUCUGGGGGAAAUUGCCCAUUUGGGUGGUGGUCUUCAAAACCCGAUUAAUCUGCAGAACCUGCAAGUAAUCUUACAUCAGUUAUGUAGACUACCUCUGUGUGAACAGCCACUUGCAUUCAUCUUUAUUUUUAUUAUUAUUUUUUUAAAAAAUAAUUUUUAUUAAAGUUUUAGACAAUAAAAAAGAGGAAAAAAAACAUACACAAUACAUAUAACAACAACACACACAAAAGGCAACACAAAAUUCAACAAUAAAAAACAAAAAAAACCAUAACAAUUAAAAACAAUAUCUCUUUUCCAUUUCCAUUUUUAAAUUACUUACUUUCUGGACUUCCUCAUACCUCCCUCUUUUGUAUUCCAGUCCAAAUUAUUUGUCCAGCAGUUUCUUUUCCACUUUUUUAAUCCCAAACUUUAAUUUAAUAAAAUAUUAAAAUAUAUAACUUCAACUUCUUUAAACCUAAUCCUUGGUCUUAGUAUCAUAUAACAUUAAAAUUUUCCCUCUUAAUAUCAAAUUUCCAUUUCUUUAAACAUCUUUAAUCUUAAUCUUUAAUCUUAGUCUAUCAUUAACUUUAACCUGUACAGCUGGAAACCACUUAUUUUCAAUCCAACAUCACUCUAACAUUCUUUAAUUUUGCAGUGUUUCUGAAGAUAGUCUUUGAAUUUCUUCCAAUCUUCCUCCAUCAACUCUUCUCCCUGGUCACGGAUUCUACCAGUCAUUUCCGCCAAUUCCAUAUAGCCCAUCAUCUUUAACAUUAGAAUAGAGUAGACAUUGAGUGUCACUGUCCAUUUAAUUGACACAGGGCAGUUCUUGGGGUUAUCUAAGUCAAUUAGUACUGAUUCCAUAGCAUACUGCAAUUAACUUCUAUUGAGCAUUUGAAUUUGUGGAAAGAAGCUGCAUAAAACUGACACUGUUUAGUUUUGGGUUUUUUGGAAAUUAUUUAUUUUUGUCUAUAAUUGCAAAUACCACUGCAUAAAAAUAAGUAACUGUGUAGAGUACAGAAUUAAUGGGCACAUUGUUGAUUAAAUUCACAGCCUCAACACUAGGAGGACAGGGGUUAAUCAAAGAGGAGCAAAUCUGAAGACCCACAUAGUUCACCUUAGGCAGUCAGCCAAAACUUCAGUUUGUUUCAGAGGGAUGUUAUACUUAACUGUGGACAAAUGGGAAAAUCCCCCAUCCCUUCUGCGAACUCCAGAGAAUAUCUGUCUGGGAGAUAUUGAUUUAUUGCUCAGAUAAGCUUGGUCCGGCACGCUUCCCCCAAGAGUCUCUGCAUUCCAAGAGUCCGACUCAUCUGAGCAUAGCAGAGUUGAGAUCCACAGCGGCUAGAGGAAGCUGCAAAACACUCCCGUGCAUUCUUCAGUGUACUUAAAUAAAGUCCACUCAGGUUCUUGGCAGCUAAAAGCAGUUUUAUUUACAGCAGGCUAUCCAUUAUCUAUCACAGCGAACAGCAUCGUGAAAAACACGUCCUCUCUCCUCAAAAGCGAAAGUAGAGAGACAGAACAAAGACUUUAGUCUCUCGGAACUGACGUAGCUCCCCCCUCCUCUCCACAGUAGGCAGGGCGUACAGCCUGAGCUGUUUAACCCUGUAAGCUCAGGUUUUCCUCACACCCCCUCUCGCCCUGCGCUACUGUGGGGACGGUAAGUACAGAACUUACCCCCAACUCCAAACCACCACAAAACUCCCCAUGACGCUGGAAGCUUAAAGGUUUGGUAAAUCCAUCGGCCAGGUUACUGUGACUGGCACAGUACUUCAGUCGUAUCAAACCUGACUGAACACUCUGACACACAUUUUGGAAACGUAUGUCCAGAUGCUUGGUUCUCGCUUUAAAUUGCGCAGAUUCAGCCAACUUCAAACAAGGCUGAUUGUCUUCCCAAACCGUGAUGGGCAAGCUACAAUCCCCAUAGAUUUCUUGCACCAAGCAUCUAUAGAACUCUAGUUCCCGGCACAAAUCUGACAGUGCACUGAAUUCAGCCUCAGUAGAAGACAGCGCAAUGAGACUUUGCUUCCGGGACUUCCACCCAAUCAGUGACUUCCCAAACUUUAUCACCAACCCAGACACAGACUUGCGGUCCUGCGAAUUCGCCCAGUCACUGUCCGCAUAGCAUGUGAGCUUUGCCUCACCUUCAGCUGGCAGCUUAAGACAGAAGUCUUUGGUAUGUUGCAGGUAGCGCAGUACCCGCUUGAUACCGUGCCAAGCACUCACACUGGGCUUUGACGCUUCCCUACUUAGCAGGUUGGUAGCAAAGGCAAUGUCUGGUCUGCUCCAUUGGGACAGAUACAACAGACUACCUAGAGCUGACUGAAAGAGCUCAGCAUUCUCAAACUCAGCACUCUCUGCUUGCUGGCUAUCUUUCACGAAGUUCGUCUCCAUGGGUGUCCGAACUCCUGCACAAUCGGACAUUCUGAACUUCUCCAGCAACUGCUCAAUCUUGCCUUUCUGACUGAGCAAGAAGCUACCAUCUUCAGUUCUCGCUAUCUGGACGCCUAGGUAGAUCUUUACUGCACCCAGGUCCUUGAGCUGAAACCGUUUCCCAAGCUCUUUGGCAAACUUCUGCACCUGUUUGUCUGCCUUUCCAACAUGGAUGAUGUCAUCAACGUAAAACAACACCAGUUCUUGUGAGUCUCCUGAUCCUCUAAGGAACAGGCAACUGUCAGCAAGACUCUUCCUGAAACCUAGCUCCUCCAAAGCUUCAUUCAGGCACAAGUUCCAAUUCCUGGCCGACUGCUUCAGGCCGUAAAUUGACUUGUGAAGUUUCCACACAGUACCUCGCUCAUUGCCCUCAAACCCUGGAGGAGGAAGCAUGUACAGAUCCUCCUGGAGGUCUGAGUUCAAGUAAGCAACAUCCACAUCAAAGUGAUGCACCAGCAAACCUCUUUGUGCAGCGAUGGCCAAGAUCAAGCGUAGAGACUCACUCCUACACGUGGGCGCAUAACUCUCCGUAUAAUGCAACCCCCUCUGCUGCGUGAAUCCUCUCGCCACUAAUCUGGCCUUAUACUGCGGUUCUCCUGUCGCUGUGGGCUUAAGACGGUAAACCCAGCGACUACCCACUGCCUUUUCACCCACCGGCAACUUCGUGAGGGAGAACACACCUAGAGACUCCAUUGAGUUCAUCUCCUUCUGCAUCGCCUCAUGCCAUUUCCUGGCUUCUUCCUGAGGCAGUUUCUGAACAUCCUCAAAACUCUCGGGUUCACACUGUGCCAUUCCGACCCACACACUAGUGACGGCAAACCUUUCAGGAGGUUUCCCCUUGGUCGUCCGCGUUGAACGGCGCAGUACUACUUCAGGAACCCCCUCUGACCCACUAGGGCCAGCCAGAACGUCCUUGGCAUCAGAGAGCUCCCCUCUGACUUACUGCGCCUUCUGGACUUCUCAGCCGAACCUGUGGGGGAAGAUGGAGCACUGCGUUGCUCACUCUUCACAGCCUUGGGAGAAGUUCUCCCCUCUGCCUGCACUGGGCCUGGACUCUGAGCCUCAGUAGCAGGUUCAACCUCUUCCUCACCUUCAUCAGCAGAGUCUAGCAGACUCUCUGACAGGAUGUCAGGGUUCCCAUGUAUCCUUGCCCAGCCACUCUGCUCACAGAAUUCAGCACUGUUACUGAGCAGAAUCCUGGACUGAUCCCCUGACGGAUACGCAAACCUCCACCCCUUGGUCCCUGGCUCAUACCCACAAAAAAUCAUCUUCUGGGACUUGGGUUCACCUUUCUUGCGUUUGGCCUUUGGUAUGAGGACCCAGGCCUCACAGCCAAAAACGCGGAAGUAGUGCACUUUCGGUUUCUUGCCAUGAAGCAAAAAAUACGGUGUGUCACCUAUCACUGAAUUGAACGACCUGUUCAGAACAAAGUUGGCCGUUCGCCAAGCCUCCCCCCAAAAGCGCUGUGGGAGCCCGGCAUCAAACAAAAGAGCUGCGGACAUCUCCCCUAGAGUCCUAUUCCUGCGUUCCGCGAUCCCAUUCUGUUGGGGACUGUGUGGAGAAGUCAACCUGUGUUGAAUCCCCUUUUUGCGGAAGAAACUUUGCAGUGCAGACCCGGUGAACUCCCCACCACGAUCGCUCUGAAAGUUUUGCACCCGUGUGGAAAACUGCAGUUCCACAGCCACAAUCCAGUCUUUGAUUAGCGGCGCAGCUUCAUCUUUGCGCCGAAUCGUGAAACACCAAGAAUUCCUAGUAUGGUCAUCAAUCAGAACCAGCGAAAAUUUGGCUCCGCCCAAACUGCUCACAGAAAACGGACCACACAAAUCUGCAUGAAUCAAUUGAAAAGCCCUAGUGGUCACCCUCUCAGACCUAGGGUAUGUGCACGUUUUCACCUUUGCGGACUUGCACGCUCUGCAAUCUAGAAACUUAGCACAUGAUUUCAUUUUGCACCCUUGCGUAUACUCUGGGAUCCUUCUCACCGACCCCCACGACACGUGUCCCAUACGUCUGUGCCAGAGAUGUUGACACGCAUCAUGAACUGGAACAUUGGCACACUGCGCUUGAGCCUCCUCCGUGUCAUCCGUGUCAUCUGGACCUGCAAAGAAGCAUUUAUCACAAACAACCUGUCUUUGCAUUCAACACUGACUAGGUGCUGUCCAUUCUUGGAAAUAGAACACUUAUUGUUCUCAAAACACACUCUGUAGUUUUCAGCAAGAAGUGCACUGACAGACAGCAACGCGCAGGACAGUCCUGGAACAACAAAAGCCUGUAUUGUGUCCUGCAAGAAAGAACAAAACAGUGAGCCACUCUGCGUGAGUGGGUGUCGAGUCCCAUCUGCUAAACAGACAGUCUUCCCAGUUUUUACAGAGGUGCAGUUCUCCAGGAAUCCACCAGAUGGCACAAGAUGAUGCGAUGAUCCUGAAUCAAUAACAAAAGCCAGCUCAGCAUCCUGUUGACAACUUUUGACUACAGCCAUAGAGGCAGCCAAAUGUUUACGUUCAGUGUCUCUGCCAGCUGCCUUCGGCUUGCCUUUCCCACGCUUUGAAGACGAGGCUCUUUAUCUGGUUGCUACGGGAGACGGCCUUGGGCUGUUCCUCCACUGGACAUUCUCUCACCAGAUGGGAGGGGGAGCCACAGCGAUAACAGCGGCGACGCGUAGCAACAACUCUCACAGCUCCCUCUUCAGCCAUUCCUUUGUUCCCUGCACCCCCACCUUUGGGUGCACAGCCUGGGCCUGCACGCUCCCCAGCACUCUGGUUGUAGGCCACAACAUCACACGGCCCCUCGGAGACAAAGCAGCUACUCCCAGCUGUAACUUCAGGAACAUGGCCAGCCCCCUCUGGGCUCUCAGCUUCCUCCCUGCUCUCGGCUUCCUCCCGGCCCUGUGCUCCUGCUGAGUUCUCACACAGAUUCCUCAGCACCUGCCAGGCGGUUGCUCAGAUAAGCUUGGUCCGGCACGCUUCCCCCAAGAGUCUCUGCAUUCCAAGAGUCCGACUCAUCUGAGCAUAGCAGAGUUGAGAUCCACAGCGGCUAGAGGAAGCUGCAAAACACUCCCGUGCAUUCUUCAGUGUACUUAAAUAAAGUCCACUCAGGUUCUUGGCAGCUAAAAGCAGUUUUAUUUACAGCAGGCUAUCCAUUAUCUAUCACAGCGAACAGCAUCGUGAAAAACACGUCCUCUCUCCUCAAAAGCGAAAGUAGAGAGACAGAACAAAGACUUUAGUCUCUCGGAACUGACGUAGCUCCCCCCUCCUCUCCACAGUAGGCAGGGCGUACAGCCUGAGCUGUUUAACCCUGUAAGCUCAGGUUUCCCUCACACUCUGUUGGGACACAUGCUUGGGAGAGAUGCAGAUUCAUAUAGAAGAUCCCCAACCUCUACACCAGGCAUAGGCAAACUCAGCCCUCCAGAUGGAACUACAACUCCCAUCAUCCCUAGCUAACAGGACCAGUGGUCAGGGAUGAUGGGAGUUGUAGUCCCAAAACAUCUGGAGGGCUGAGUUUGCCUAUGCCUGCUCUACACUCUGCCUGAGCUGAGCUUCUGCCGCUUCCUCCAUCUGCCCAUCUGCGGCUCUCAUCACCACAGCUACCUCCUCCUUUCUCAUCCUGUAGCAUAGGAGCCAACUCCUCGGGCCCAAGGUCCCUUUGCCCUCCCCCAUAAAAUGUUUGCGGGGGCUAGGACUCCCAAAGUUGAUGGUCAUUGCCAUUGAAAUGGUGUGUGUGCACUGCAUCUUGUGGUUGAUUGCGCUGGGCAGGGCUUACCUGGACCCCGAUACUUUAUCCAAGUUGACAUCCCUGUCCUGUACCUUUCCAGUGCCAGUACUUCCUUAUUUUAGAUAUGUUUUCUGUGCUCUUCAGCCAACAGGACUUAUAUAAUACCAACACAACCAAUCUAUAUGGUCAAUAAAAACACAGCUGUUAAAUCGCACUUGAGAGCAGCAUUAAAAUUCAGCGUAAGGCAAACAUGUGCUGAGCAUACAGGUCACCUGCAGCUCUUCUUUGCACCACCAGUCAGCGCCCAGAACACAAGCCAUCUCUGCUCUUUGUAUAGUGCCUGUCUACUUCAUUUGGUUUGGACUGGAAGAGGCAGGUCAGUUCAGGUGGAGGACAGAGCCAUCCUCUGAGCACUAACUAGUGAUAAGAGGUGCUGGGAAAGAUGGCAGCUUUGGUAACCACUUCAGGAGGGUUUAUAAAAUAUGCUUCUUCAGUUGCUCAAUCUUUUAUCUUCCAUAACGUGGGGCAGAUUUAACCUUGCUAUUCAUAACGUAUCUCUGUUGUGCACUUUGCACACUUUUAUAACAAUCACUUCCACUUUAGAAACACUUUCUGAGGACUUGGUCACAUUCUUUAGAAUAAUGAUUUUCAUGCUUUUAAUGCUCAAUUUUUAAAAGAUAUCUGCGGCUGAGAAAGUAGAAUUUCUCCAUUCAUUGUCUUGGUCUUUGGCUAGUUAGAUGGAUCUUCAAAAGAAGUGGCAUGCUGUGUUCUGUCUCCCAUAAUCAGUUGUAUAUAUGUGACAUGCGGAUUUGCAGGGUUGGUAUUUUCUUGUGUGCGUCUGAUAUACUUCCAAAAACUUUCUCUUUGGUUUUGUUCUACCUAGGAACACUGCCUUAUGGGCAUUAAAGGAACAGUCCGUCGUAGUACAGAUGGAGACUUUAUCCAUGCUAAUGUCGACAUAGAUUUAAUUAUCACAGAAGAGCCCGAAAUUGGCAAUAUAGAGAAACCAGUGGAAAUAUUUCACAUCAUUGAACAUUUUUGCCUUGGAAGACGACGCCUUCACCUCUUUGGCCGGGAUAGCACAAUCCGACCAGGUUAGUGUUGGUCUGAUUCUGAUACUUAAUCAUUAUUUCAAAGUUUUUCCAGGAGAGGUGGACCUUUUAUAAAGAUUAAUGGUGUGCAUGAGUGGGAGAAAAAAACUCUUUAGAGAGUAGUUACAUUAAUCUGUUGCAGCCAAAUACAAAAUCUACUUAUACUCCUAGACUAACUGAUUCAUUAGGGCAUGAGCUUUCAUAGGCAAGAGACUAUUUUUUUCAAUAAAGUGGACAUGAUGGGAACAUAAAUAUUUCAGAGUUAAGGCACUUGGGGGUGGGGAGGAAAUGAGAAUGAGAAUGCAAGAACCUAAGUUCUGCUAUCUGCAGUGUAAGAUGUGAAUUAAAGAAUUAUUUGUGAUGGGAUCUUCAAUGCACAAAUGCUAAGUAAUUCCUGUUAUUAAUGAAGGAAAGAUAAUUGUUAUGCAGAUUAUUAUUCUAACUCCUUUUUGAACAUUUUUUUUCAAAGCCUAAGGUCAGAGAAAAAACAAUAUUCAGCGAAAUGGUCCACUGUUUUCAUGUAUAGCUGGGUUGAUCUUAGAAGAGUUAAGAUGUGGUGUAUUCUGUCUUGGUGCAGAGGGCAAUGACUAGAUGGUUUUCUGGUUCAUUCCAGCUGUUUAGUUGUUUGAGUUUGAGAAAACAUGUUCUCCCACAAGAGGAACUUAUUAGCCCUUAUACUCCUACCCUGAUCCUAAACAUUUGCAUCAGAAUAAAUGCAUCUCCUUUGAUAUCAGCAGACUCUCAUGUUUGCCAUAUUGUGCAGACAAAUAGGUUAGGGCUCCCCAUUUCUACCCUUUGUUGAGAUAUACACCAGUUAAGUGGGGAUAAAACAAGAGAGGGAGGGCAAUAACCAGAGCUACUGAUGUCAUCUGGAACUGAGCCAAACUUGAAUUCCUUUUACAAAGAGAUCAUGCUACUUUUAUGUGAAGAAUUUCUCCACUUAAGUGCUGGAGUGAGUGGAGGAUCUCCCCAAUGCUAGCUGGUGAAUAAAAAGAGGCAUGUACGGAUAAAGAUUUGUGCAUAGUAUAUCUUGUUUGGUUACUGCAUUGUAGAGAGUCUCGUUCUGGCACUAGAAUGUUGGAUUUAUAGGCUCUCCUCUCUCAAGUCAUGGAUCAUGCAUUUUCUAACAAUGAUAAAUGCAUACUCCUUGAGAGCUCACUUUCUAAGCAGAACUGAUGAAAGGAUUCUAAAAACAAAGGAAAGGAAGUGUAAGAAUACUGGCCAGUUAUUGAUUUUUUCUUGACCACCUUAGAAACUAAUCAAUCCCAAAAGUUUCUUCUGCAAAUGUAGUGGUGUAUUUGCCUGCCUCUCUUCUCUUUCCACCGAGCAGGUAAUCUGACCUUCGUCUAUGAACCUCCCUAGCAGCACUUCAGCAAUGGGAGUUCAGAUUCUGCUUUUAGCAUCUGAUUACCAAGCCUAGUAGGGUUUGUGUGUGUGUGUAACAAUGGUUUGCUUCCAUUCCUACAAUAUCUCUAACUUUAUGUAGUGUUACAGUAAUCCAGUCUGGUGGUACCCAAGGCACUGAACUCUGCAUCUCACAGCUUGCUGCUUUUCUUUCUCCUCUUAGGCUGGCUAACCGUGGGACCCACGCUCACAAACAGCAACUUCAAUGCAGAAACAUAUACAUCCUAUUUCACAGCUCCAAAUUCCAACCUAACUGGCUGUACAGAAGAGAUUGAGAGACUCAGACCUAAAUCGCCGCCGCCAAAAGACCGAGGUGGUGGUGCACCAAGGGGUGGAGGAAGAGGCGGGACUUCAGCUGGCCGAGGAGAAAGGGGCAGAGAGAGAAACAGAACAAAUUUUCGGGGGGAAAGGGGAGGGUUCCGGGGAGGACGGGGUGGUACCCACCGGGGCGGCUUUCCUCCUCGUUGAACGUAUCAAAGUCUCAAUCUUUCCCUGCCUUAAUACCACUGCUUUUCCUUUGUUUGAAGUCUUCGUUCUGCUGAGGUUGUACUUAUUAGUGACUGAGUCCAGAAUUUUAGUACCGACUGUAUUCUUUCUUUUUUAUAUACAUGCUGCUUGAGCCAGCCCAUUUACAGCACAUCAGCUUCUUUGAUGAGUAACAUCCAGUGCUUGUGACAGAUCUCAUUCACAAAAGUUGAAAUCAAAGCAGAAACACCUCCCAGUGGUUUCAGUUGUGGUUUCAAGAGCUUUCAUCAACUCUCGGUCUUCCUGAUUUGCAAAUCAUUUUAUUUACUGUUAAUCUUGACUCAUGAACUGAACAAAAAUCCUUGUUUGCCCCCUCUAAACACUAUUUAUUCUCAGGCUAAUGAAAUGCAACUCUAGUUCCCAUUGCAAUACGAGAAAAUUGGUGCUGAUGUAAACAGAAACUAUUAUAUUUGGCAUUUUAAUUAACAACUUGAGUCAAAUAUGUUAAUUUUUCUUUUAAGAGGUGAUUGACUUUGAGACUAAUGAUUGAUAGGAAGCGCAGAGAACCUAUUAUCAGUAUUCUGUUGAUACCUCAUAUCUGUAUGUCAGCACAUAGUCCAUAUAUGUGUGUAAUCAGGGAAUGAUGCAAAGAGUGGUGGUGAUGGCUGCCUUUUUAAAAAAAGAAAAAAAGUUAAAAUCUUGAUAAUACCUAUAACAAUUUAGCAUAUUCAUUGGCUGAAAAAUUAAAGUUAAGAUUUACUUGCAGAAGGCUCAAAACACUUAAGAAUAUGGUCCAACUAAACUGAAGCAAUUUAGUGGAAGAAAUUCAGGUAUGCUGAAUUUCCUGUUGAAGCUGUUGGGACUUCAGAAGGUGCCAGGCUGGAUUGUGCUGUAAAUAUGUAUAAUACCAAAAUGAUAGGAAAUUACUUCUAAAAUACUGCUUGUAAAUAUGAAUUCAUUUGCUCUUUUAUUGCAGCCAGGUGCUUUGAUCCACAUAAACAACAGAGUGGGGGCUACAGGCUGUACUCCCUUUCUCUCUCCCCCCCCCCCCCAAUGAUCAUUUGAAUUUUCGGUGCUUUUUUUUAAAAAAAAAACUGAUGUUAUGGAUUGGUUGUAUAUGAUGAAAUCUGAGCUCAUCUUGUCAGGAAUCCUCCAGACUAGAAGUUGUAAGGACUCAAAAAUUCUUGUACUUUGGUUCCUGAAAGCCAGCUUUUAAAUGUCUUUUUAAGCGAUGGAAUGUAUUUCUACUAUUUUUGAUAAAUGUAUAAUUAUUUUAGUGGAUGCUUGCCUUUAUUUUAUAUAUUUAUUUUCAUUAGCGGGUUCUUGUCAGUUUUCACGUUCAGCUUUGCAGGUUUAAAUCCUAAUUUACUGUAGUAAUACAUUUUUCCAUAGAACUGUGAUUUUAUGCAAGUCUGUAAAAGAGAACUCAGCUGUGAAACUGUUUAUGCAGUAUCCAAGACAAAUGUGUGACUCGGGUUAACCUUUUUGGUUUGAUUAGGUAGAGUUGCCACCUAGUGGAAUGGGAACGAAAUUCUAAAGUCAGUUUAUUGUGCAACCUAUGAUUUUUUUUGAAGACCAGUGUAUUUCCACAUCCUACAUGAGAGAAGGCACCACUGGAUGAGAUUGAUUGUAUCCUGUAUAAUACCGACUCCAAGAAAAUUGGGGAUGUAAAAUAUGCUUUUAAAAUGGUCUUAGUUAAGUAAAGAUAAAAGCUACUGUAG
Messenger RNA from Podarcis lilfordi (Lilford's wall lizard), 22751 nucleotides. The record is from the annotation of a GenBank genome assembly. NCBI's taxonomy places the organism in Eukaryota, Metazoa, Chordata, Lepidosauria, Squamata, Lacertidae.